Messenger RNA from Micromonas pusilla CCMP1545, 1849 nucleotides. RefSeq lists its product as uncharacterized. The coding region runs from base 109 to 1785 and encodes 558 amino acids. Gene Ontology annotation, cellular component: mitochondrion. The transcript has 4 exons. Gene Ontology annotation, molecular function: glycerol kinase activity. The record is from RefSeq and is a predicted model, not a curated record. Lineage: Eukaryota; Viridiplantae; Chlorophyta; Mamiellophyceae; Mamiellales; Mamiellaceae. Gene Ontology annotation, biological process: phosphorylation; glycerol metabolic process; glycerol-3-phosphate biosynthetic process.
CGCGUCGCCGUUCACGAGCGCGGGAUAUCGCGCCGUUUGCUCUCGACGCGCUCGCGUCGUCUGCACCGCCCUCGAACGCGGUCCAGUCCCUAGCGUCGAGUCGAAGGAAUGACGUCCACGGCGACGACGACGCGCUACGUCGGCGCGCUCGAUAACGGCACGACGUCGACGCGAUUCAUCUUGUACAGGAUCGAACGCCCCGGCGUCUUGACGCCGGUGUCGUCGCACCAGGUCGAGCACGCGCAGACGUAUCCGAAGCCCGGAUGGUGCGAACACGAUCCCGAGGAGAUAUUCGCGAAUGCGCUGACGUGCAUGGAACGCGCGUGCGCGCGAGGGGACGCCCCCGGUGGCGGCGUCGACGCGACCGCGAUCGAGUGCAUCGGGAUCGCGAACCAACGGGAGACCGUCGUCGCGUGGGACGCGCGCACGCGGGAGUGCCUGCACAACGCGAUCGUCUGGCUAGACACGCGCACGCGAGACAUCUGCGACGAGUUGACUCGCGAGGCGAGGGAAGACGGCGAGGACACGGGGGCGGAUCGGUUCCGCGAAUCGUGCGGGCUCCCCAUCAACACGUACUUCAGCGCCGGGAAGAUGCGUUGGUUGCUUGAAAACUCCGCCCGCGUUCGUGAGGCGAACAAAAACGGAACGUUGAAGUUUGGAACGAUCGACUCGUGGCUCGUUCACCGCCUCACGAACGGGGCGAGGCACGUCACGGACGUGACGAACGCAUCACGGACGAUGCUCAUGGACUUGAGAACGACGCGUUGGCGAAAAGACACGUGCGACGCGUUUCAAGUGAACGUGGAAUCGCUGCCAGAGAUUCUAUCCUCUGCAGACGACUUUGGCACGAUUGCGCUCGGGUAUUUGCGCGGCGUGAAAUUAACCGCCGCUCUCGGGGAUCAGCACGCGGCGACGCUGGGGCAGCGCUGCCGCCCUGGCGAGGCGAAGUGCACGUACGGCACUGGAUGUUUCAUGUUUUUGAACACUGGCUGUCACGUCGUGACGUCCGAGCAUGGAUUGCUCACAACAGUGGCCGACAGCUCGGAGGAUGCGCCACGGUACGCGCCCAAUUGUUUGUACGCUCUGGAAGGGUCCGUCGCGAUUGCGGGCGCGGGCGUGCAGUGGCUGCGGGACAACCUCGGGAUAAUUCGAAGCACCUCGGACGUGGAGCCACUCGCGGGGAGCGUCGACGACGCCGCCGGCGUGGUCUUCGUCCCGGCAUUCACAGGGUUAUUCGCGCCGCGUUGGAAGCAAGAUGCGAGAGGGGUGAUCGUGGGUUUAACGCAGCACUCCACUGCGGCGCACAUCGCGAGGGCGCUGCUUGACGCGAUUUGUUUUCAGGUAAAAGACGUGUUGGACGCGAUGAUCGCGGACGUUUGCAGACGCCCUGGCGAAAGCGGCUACGUGGAAAACUCGGAUCAACUAAAGUCUACUGCGUCGUUCUCGGUGCCGAAUGUUCUGCGCGUGGACGGCGGCGCGACCGCGAACGCGUUGCUGAUGCAGACUCAGGCAGAUGUCUUGGGGAUGGAAAUUUCACGGCCGAGAGACGUGGAGACAACAGCGCUCGGGGCCGCGCUCGCCGCCGGGAUAGGAGCUGGGCUGUGGAGCGAGGAAGAUGUUUUUGCGCGGGAGGGGGAUUUUGAACGCGUCGGCGACGGUGACGGCGGCGCCGAUGAGACCGCGACGACGACGUUCGAGCCGAGAACAACUGCAGAAGAAAGAGCAAAGCGGUUCGCGCUUUGGUGCGAAGCCGUUGGCAAGAGUUUCGGCCUCGCGAGAGAGUGAGGGUCGGUAGAAAAAACGCGCGCCUCCGCGACGCGUUAAUGUGAGGAAAGUGCGCGUGGGUAAC